AUGGCCAACCUAUGGAGGAUCGCGCGAGAGUGGAUGCAAUCACAGAAUCCCCACCGUAACAUUCCUCCGCCUAAACUCAGCAGUGUGCUGGAAAUUUUACAAACACAGGAGGAAGCUAGAGAUCACGUUUAUUAUGACGCCUUGAGACGAAUCUCGGCAUCCUCGAAGGUCAGUCGAAUUUUCUGCUUAGUUAAAUUCCUCUUCGUUUGUUUAAAGGCGUGCAAGGGUAAUUAUGGAAGUUGUCCGGCUUUGAUAACCCUGGGUGCCAGGUUUUUUUUUCUUUCCUAAUUCCUGAUAGUUCGCGGCGAAGCGUGCGUGCGGUUUAUUUCAUCCAAGGUAUCUCGAGAAGGGACUUCUGGAGUAAGGGAGAGCUUUGAUUUACUCCAUCUCGCUUUUAACUACACUUCUAACCUCUCGUACCUCCGUAAUACGGACACUUUAAUGUCUGUAUUAAGGCGGAGUGUUUGACUGUAAGUUGAUGGUUAGUGACUAAUAUAGGCACGAUCUGAACUGCUCUAAUUCGAUAACGAGUAUGAAAGCAAAGUCAGUGUCCUUUUUGUAGUUGACUUUAGUUUGCCAGAAAAUAAUAUUGAAAGAAUGAAAGAGUAAGUGUCGAGGAGACCUUAAAAAAUUGAGACGUGUUUUUUAGUCGAGUAUCCGGAGUGCAGAGGCAUCGCAGAUGGGACAUUUCAGGCACUCGUGGUCAUAAAAACUUCCCGCGAAGCUGUAUUAUUAAAGAAGAGCUGCAUUGUGACAAAAUUGUCAUGCAGGUUUUGUUUGUAUAAUACGAACAUUCAAUUAUUAAACGUUUUAGUGCAAUGUGUCUGAGACUGUAUUAGUUGUAAGUGAAGAACAUGAUUGGCCGGCACUGUAUAUUAGUUUAAUCAUGAUAAAAUGCGUGUUGACUUGCCUUUCUUUAUGUUAUUUUAAUUUUCUGUCUUUGGCCGUAUUGUAGUUCGAUUAUUGCUUUUGGGGAACUCUUUUUCCUUUUCUGAUUUUUUUCUUGGACGACAAAGAAUGACUUAAGUGGCGAAUAUAUUUUAACUUCCCAACUUUGUUCAAUUAUUGCUUCUUUCUCGUCCUUUGUUUAAUCAAACGCAGACAGUAGUCAUUUCUAAUUUGUCUAACAUGCCAAUUCCCUGAUUCGAAUCUAAAAACUUACGCCAGGAUGUUAAACGGUAGUUUAAAUAUUUAUAAUAUUUUUCAGUAUUUGAAAUCGUGACAUAAUAUUUCGCCGAAAAAGUGAUUAAAAUUUCGUAAGGCCUAUCGUAGUUUUAUUUUGACAGUUUUUAGAUUUGCGCCAGUUUGUUAAAUUGCCCUGUUUACUUAAAAACGUGUCGAAAAUUAGGUUUCGUGCCAAAUUUGAAUCCUUGACCAAAAUGUGCUAAUGAAAUAUUUAACCGGUACCUACGUGGAGUUUUAACACCGCUUAAGGAUAUAUUAACACUUCACAUGGCUUUUUCUUUUACUAGGUUUGUAUUUACGUGUAAUCAUUACUGAGCAAAGCGUUUUAAAAAAUCUCCGCUCAGCACCUCGGUUUUAUGGACAGUUUGUGGACUUCGUACGUGUAACUUUUACGUACAAAGUGAACUCUCGCCGGUUUUUCUAAACUCGUUCAGGUACGAACUCUUUGACACUAGAUUAGGUGCCAUCAGUUCUGGGUUUAUUGUAGCCCGCGAGCAAGCUCUCCAGUUUGGGCGAGCGAAGUGAGUCACGCGAGAACGCGCGAGCGAGCGGCGAGGUUUAUUGUUUUCGCUCCAAACGGCAGCUCUAAAACAAAAAUCACAAAUGAGAUUUACUUUUUCCGCUUCAGUUUCGACAAUACGUUUGUCUUUCUGGUGUAAAUUUGACAGCGCAUAGUGACAAACCCGGGCGACGAACCCCAACAAUUGUGAGACAAUGUCAGUUUACAGUUUUAAGUGCUUUUAUGUGAAUUCUUUGGUCGUCUUGUUAACUCAGCAGUUAAUUAUUGCACACAAACCAAUUGUGUUCCAUGAGAGCUAUUUGAAAAGCAGAACAAUUUAACUCCCCCGUUUUGCAAUCGUUUUUCUUGGAUGGUCAGCGGCCAGGCAAGAUGUACCUGACCCAUAAUAUAAUCAUUUAUUAAUAAUCUAAGUGAGGCUGCCCAAUCUUUUUAGCCCUUAAUAGUUAUCAUGGGCAGCCUGUACUCUCUCCAUAUUUUAUAGUAAAUUUUUUUGUAUCACGUUAAAACAAUGUAGGGUACAAAUAAAGUUGUUGUUUUUAUAACUUUAGUGUGAAUAAAUUUGUCCUUGUCACGUCCUGCUUACACUACUCAAACUACUGAAUUUUUCAGCAUAAACUGCACAGCUGCUAGUAAAACCUGUUUCAAGAUAAAGCUGUCUUAGAGCGCGGCGCCUUUUAGGAUGAUUAGUUAUACUGCACUUACUCGACCUCAAUGUACAAUUCCUUUUCUCUCGUUAGUCUGAAGACUAUGAGCUCCUUACAGAUACGGUCGCUUCGGUGUACAGACCCAAUUUGGAAUACCAGUUUGUCCUUUGGGCAAACAGCUUAUACAUUUUGCUUGCCUGGGGCCACUUCUUGCUUGUCUUUGUUAAUGAUUUAGUUUAAGGAUGUCUUGCCCGGACGCUUAUUCAUUUGUUUUACUUUCUUUUUCCGGUGAACUGCAAGGAUAAAAAGACGACGUAAGUGAAAACAUAGUUAAAAAAGUUUUACAAAAUGACGAAGGAUAUAAGCCCCCAGUCCUUAGGGUUAUUCUGUUAAUUGUAAAGCGGCGAGAGACAAUCUGGUGAACUGGUUGAUGGCGCAACCGUGUACGUACACCCAUGAACUAUUUUUUUUGUUUAGUUUGUAAGAAGUUGCUGAACUUCGUAAUCAUACUUUUCUCAGCUUGAUAAAGAAUAUAAAGGCUUAGGAAGUAUUUAAAGUUAACAAAAAAGACCAUCAUAUGUUGAGCGCCCAGCCUCUAAAAAUCUCUCUUCCUCUAAUGAUCCCUCAGAAGAGUUAGCAAUGUCGAUGAGUAGCUUUGGCUCAAAGUUCUAGCAGUUUAUUUUGACGUUUCUAGCAACGAAACCUCUAAUAACGUUACUUUGAUUCGUCCUUAAGUUGGGGCUGAUACAAUAAAUUUUCUUUAUAGUUGUGCCUGUAGUGAAUAAGCUCUUUUUGUUUUCAGUCAUGUCAGGAAUGGUGCUUGUGCUGAUUGCGGUACGUUAGGAAGCAUCACCGAAGAAGAAGGGGAAAGCUCAUCCUAUUCUAGGCGAGGCUCUGUCGUAAGAUACGCCCUGUCAGUAGGAGAAUCUAUCCAAGAGGUUAGUUUACAAGUGUUACACUGAAACUGAAAGUUCUUAUCGAAUCGAGCAAAGCGCAAUAAAAGCAGGCAAAAUAUGUGUUUUUCUAGAAACAAAGGGAACUGCUUUCUCGUUUUGGCGGUCUGGCUAGGCUUCCUUUGAUAGUUUAUCAACUGCAGCAGGGUUGGCUCAGUCGGUAGGCCGCUUGACUGCAGAGCGGGAGGCCGCAGGUUCGAUUCCCGGGACCGGACCAACACUCAGGGUCUUAAAAUAACUGAGAAAUGAGGGUACUGCCUUUGCCCUGCAAAUGGCUAGAUCUUUGCGUAGCUCGGAUGACCACGUAAAAUGGCGUUCCGUAUUGACUAGGAGACGCUAAAAUAGUGUCCCCAAUUAGUACUUUCGUGCUAAACACGUUGACACUCAAAGAAAGUCCUUUUUUUUUAAUCAUGAUAAAUUUACCCUUAUGUAAGCUUGGUUAGUGACAAGGCCGUGACGCAGUAGCCUGCGAACAGCAGGGGAGAGAAGCGACGACUGGAAAUGCGUCUGCUGUUCGCAGGCUAUGACGCAGUUUUUGUCAACAUAAAGAGCGCGCGCAAAUUCAAACGUGUACACUUGACUGCUAACGGUGUUGAUUGGUUUCUUGUUGCGCGCGCUACGUUUUUCCUUUGUUGCGUCACAAAGAAAAUGUCCAGCUGUGAAACAAAACCAGUGCAGGUUUGCUUAUUCAAGAAAAAGAGAGUGUGUGUAAGAAAAUAACUCAAGGAGAGAAGCCCUUUUUAACCCCUUCAACCUAAGCGGAGAAAGUGAGGUUUUAUUUGUUUCUUUUAUUAAGAGUACGUUAUAUUAGUCGUGGACACCGAAAUUUAAAGUUUUAGACGUCAGUUAAGUCUUUGCAAUAUCUGCUAUCAUUCUCUACUUAAUCGGAAGGCGAUUUCCCGCGCCCAGUGGGGAUGCCCUAAUUUCUAAUUUGUUUGCCUAGUUUCUGCAUUGUUUUUGCUUGGUCAGAGUAAACAACACUUGAAUGACUGCCUACUAUUUUGUAACUUGGAGAAAAUCGCUAUAGUCAUUUUUCCCGGAAAUGUUUUCUUUCAGUUUCUAAGCUCUGAGAGACUUGUUCUUGACCCAGAGGAUGAUGCCUACUACUUAUGGAUGGUAUAUAUUUUGUGUUUUGAUCUUAAUAAUUUAAAUUUUCAAUUGAGCGUGGAUCUUUUAAUUCCUGAUCGAAAAACUUGUAAUGCUACGGUGUGUAUUAAACACUGUCCUUGUUUUUUAGGGCGUGGUAGCUGCCAUAGUUAUCUAUAACUUUUGGACUGUCAUCCUUGGAAUCGCUUUUACAGAAACUUCAGAUGAGGUAGGUUAUAUAGUGUGCAACUAAAUAAUGCAGAUAUAGAAUAGGUGAUAUAGAGUGCAAGUAUACAAAGCAGUUUUCAACUUGUCUUGAGUAUGGGGUCAAGAAAGCGAAACAAUGAGUCUUUUACAUGACUUGAGCCUUUGACCAUAGGAGUAUCGCUAGACCCUCAAGGCAGCUGAGCCUGAGGGAGACUUGUGGUGUGUCACAGUCCAAGUCAUUGAUAUUUACAGGACCUGACACUACACAGUUUUCCUUGAAAAACCAGCAAAGUUGCUACCAAAUCUCAAAACACCACCCGUUUUUACAGCUCUUCAGCGAUUUCGUUUAAGUUUGUAGGCUAUUUUGCCAAAGAUACAGGGCGAUACAUCGCACAUGUACUAUGCAUACUGUUAAGAACAGCCCUUCAGUUUGGUGAUAAAGAUGACAAAUUUGAGCUGUUUUUGUUUAAUCAAUAAAUUAACCCUCGUUUCUCUCCUUUUUUAAGUCUUUCUCUAGGGUUAUCUUCUGGUGGGGAGAUCUGUUUGCAGAUGGCCUGUAUGCCUGCGAUAUAUGUGUGCAACUACGAACUGCUUACAGAGAUGACCACGGCAUUAUGGUAUGUAGAGUAACGAUACCUUUUUUUCUCACCGUAAAAAUUCCGAAAAUAAGCCCCUCCAAAUAUAAGCCCCCCAAACCGGUAACGCAGAAAACCCUCCGUUGAAUCGCCCCUCCAAAUAUAAGCCCCCCGGGGGCUUGUUCUUGGAAAAUUGCCCUCAAAUACAAAGUAAAACAAAGCUGAAACGAUAAAUUUACUUCCAACUAUAAGGCUAGCCCAAUCGAUUUUGAAACGCAAAUAUCCCUCCGUAGAUAAGCCCGUCCGAAUAUAAGCCCCUCAAAAAGGGCCUUUGAAAAAUACAAGCCCCGGGACUUAUUUUCGGAAAAUUACGGUAUCAGGUCCCAGGUAGAGUUAGUUGUUCCAGUUUGUCAAUCAUCCUCAAUUAUUUACGGGAAUCAUAGGGCUGUGGUUUGAACCAAAAAGGUUCCUUAAAUUUUUUUGAUCGGAAAUGCAUUUGUAAGAAAGCGAAGGUUUCAAGAAGGGGACCCAAGCAGAACGAAAAUGUUAGUGUGGAUAAUUGUUCUAAAUAUCGGUACGUUUUUAUUUUAUUUUUUUUUUUUAAGGUGAAAGACCCUGAAAAAUUGAGGGAGAAAUACUACAAAAAGAGAGGAUUUAAAGCUGACAUUAUUUGUCUUCUACCUCUAGAAUCACUAUCUUCCUUACUAUUUUGUAAGUAUUUUAAGACAGUUCCUUAUUUCCGUGUCUAGAUUUUGGAUAAACACUACAUAUAUUACUGGUAAAAUCUGUGAUUGACACAAAAUUGUGCUUUGAUGUAAUUGAGUGAAGCCUUCGUGACAUUCUGUGUUCCACGUAUAUUUUGAAUAUACUUUGCUCUAUGACAAGCAAGAGACAAUAGAGCCCAUACUGAAAUAACAAAGCCGUGGAUGGUUUGAAAAAAAAGGAGGCGCAGCCAAGGUCUUUGUUAAAUACAGUCUCUAACAUUUUUCCAAAUUUGUGAAAUAGUGACCCUUUUCCUUUAGCAAAUGUUUUAAGUUUUUUCAAACUGUGGGACAGAUGUCUCAUUCUAGAGAAUAUUUUCGAAUCAAUGGGGGAGGGUGAAAUUCUGUCCUAGAAUACCGAACAUUUGCCCUGUUUGAAUAGUAUUCUAACGAUCACCGAUAAGUUGAAUUUAGGUUACUAUUACACAGCGCUCUACAACUCAUUCAAAACAGACCUGCUUAUCGCCGGUUUCACUGCUAUUAUAAAUUUAGUUAUCAAAACACCUGACUUUUUUGCUUUUCUUCUAGUUCCCUGUGAUGCUAAGUUCUUACGUCUUCCCAGACUUUUGAAGUGGCACUCUGUGGAAACUUUCUUCUUGAUGAGUGACUACCGAACAAGCAAGCCUAACCGUUUGCGUGCCUUUAAGCUCAUUCUCUAUCUGAGUGUAGCAAUGCAUUGGGUCGCUUGUCUGUACUAUACCGUAUCUGAAUACGAAGGGUUGGGCUCAAAUGAGUGGGUGUACGGGGAAACCGAGAAAGGAGGCGACUCAUUUACCAGGUUCGAUUUCAGGUUUCCUGUAAAAUGUAGAAUCAUUAUUCCUCCCAAUAUCAUCUGGCCAAUUUUAUUAUUGAAAACCUACGAGUAACGUUCAGGAGAAGCGUGUGGCUGGUAGUGCCUACUUUGCAGGCUCCUUUACGAACGUUUGUCUUAAAAUACAGAACAAAUGAUUUACGUAAGUCUGUUUCUGAACUAGUCAUUGUCUGGACCAAUAAUUCCAGCAUGAAAGCAAGUUAUAAUAAUCUACAAUUAUCAAGCGCGUAGUUGUUUCUUAAUUCUGCAUACGUCAAUUACUUUCUAAGAGAAAAUCGUAAAACUGCGUUUUUGUUAUAUCGUUUGGCUUGUGAGUACAAAAGGAAAAUGAAAUUUGAACCAAGGGUUAAAACAAUUUAAGUUAUGUUGUACAUUCUUGUUCUUUAAGAUAAAAUGACAAAACUUUUGGACUCUCCUACAAACUGUAAUAGAGAUUUAACAUUUUCAUUGUUUGAUAGAUACGCAGGGCUACAUAACUGAAGAUCCACGUUCUCAGUGACAGUGUGGCUAGAAACAAUCACUUUCCCUUUUUUUUUCAGGAAAUACGUUAAGUCCUUUUACUGGUCGGUUCUAACUCUUAUGACGAUCGGUGAAACUCCAAGUCCUCAAACAAACAUUGUAAGUGAUUCGUUCUUUUAUAGGGCCAGCAUUCGGAAACUCAGCUUUAGAUAUUUUACGGUGGCCGAAUUGCACCAGUUUCUUGCUACAAAGCUUUCAUGAGUACUGUUUUUUAUUGACGGUUGCACUGAUGUUCUUUGUAGGAAUAUAUUUUCACUGGAUUCAUGUUUCUUCUUGGAAUCUUUGUAUUUGCAACUGUCGUUGGCAACGUUGGAGACGUCAUCAGCAAUAUGAAUGCUCCAAGGACAAAUUUUCAGGCCAGGUAUCAACUUGUGUCUUACCUUCUUUCGUUUUCCUUUUUGUAUGGCUGUUUUUAAAUAUUCUCAGUCUUGGAGUAGCUUAAGUGGGAAUGGCGGAAGUGUGUAUUCGCUAGGAAAGACGCGACUUCCACGGUCAACGCAAUAGAUGCUAUCAGUCACAUGAAACCUAUAAACUAUAAGAGGUUUACUACACAAACUCCACGGAAUAGCUAGUAUCUUAGUCAUGCUACUCAAGCACCAGCAGUCAUUGCCAGUUCUGCCCAUGCGUGAUGCUCUAGUAUUCCUCUACAGUUACCAUUGAAUGUGUUUAACAGGCAAUUGAAUGUUGUAUAAUUUUAUUUAAGAAUGGACUCAAUCAAGCAAUUCAUGGAGCACCAUAAUGUUCCACAGACGCUACAAACUCGAGUUAAAAGAUGGGCUCACUACGCCUGGAGCAGGUGUGUAAUCAGUGCAGCACUUCAGGGCGGAAAAACGUUCUGCGCAAGCUUCUGCGCAUCCCCUAUCGCAGGCUCAAGGCGUUCUUUUCUGUGUGUUGACUGUGUUUGUUUGUUGCUGGAGUUCUGAGUGAAAUGCACGAGGUGCGAACGUUUGCUCCCUGUAAAGCAUUUUUAUUUGACAUGUUUGCUUUUUUAUCGUUGCUUGAAAAUUAGUUUUGAUUCAGAACAACCAAUGCUAAAGGAAAAACGGAUCAUUCCGUCAGUCUGAAGUGGAAUAAAAGGUUUUUGAACAUUUCUUAAGAGGCGAGUAUUUUUCUGAUUGUACAUCCGAUUAAUUUAUGACUUGAUUUCGCCGGGUUGAAUUAAAACCCGCUUGUAUUCUGUUAUUAGUAGUUACGGUUACUUUUUUUACAUGCCCAGAUUUAUUACCUUUGCAGAACCAGCUUUAUCUUUGUCUNCAAUACGCCUCAACGCCUUAAAGGGAAGAAAGUGAAUACUAGAAAACCUUAUCCCUCUUUUCCUUUUAAAGCCUUAAACUAUAAAGACGAUAUUUAGGGCGCGUUCUAUUGAUCGUAUUUCAGAGUUAGAAUACAUGGAAUAAACUCAGAAAUUCAUUCUUUGUGUGGAAAUAUAUGGAUUAGAAGAAUGUAGCACUUCAAAGGACCAAAAAUUUGCGACCGAAAAGAUUCGUGACAAAUUUCUGCGCAUUCUUAUUCCGGAAUACGAUCAUUCAAACGCACCCUUAGUAUCCUUGUAAGUUGGCAACGGAGGUACUUUUGCCGAACAAACAACACUCGUCUUGCAUCAGUGCGCCAGAUGCAUGGCAAAUUCAUGUUUAUGAAAAUAAAGUAUAGUACCAUGAGGAGAAAAAUAAUAAUCCUAGAAAAUCUUAUCCCUCUCCUAUUUUAAAACUGUCAUUGCAACUUUUUAAUACGAUCUUUAGCCCCCUUGUUAUCCUUGUUAAUGUGACAACGGAGCAGAGGGGCGUGAGUCAAAGUACUUCUGACAAAGACAAUCGCAUCCACGUAGGCUGGAUGUUUACGUUCUUGAUCAUUAUGCCAUCAAUCAGUCUUAACAUGAAUACUGCUACGAAGAUUAUGCUAACUUGAAUACUAUGUUAGUAUUAAUGCGGUGGGCCAGUCAUGAUUUAACGACAAAAUGCUGUUGCAAUUGUCUAAUGUGCAGAACACAAGCCCUCGACGAGUCUUCGUCCUUAGAAAUGCUUCCUGAUAGACUGAGAACUGAAAUAGCUAUCCAUGUACAUUUGGAUACUUUAAGAAAGGUAUGGGCAAGUACCUUUAACUUUGUUUUAUGAGUAGCAGUAGUUUUUUCUUUAAUGGAGAAUUUCAGCAUUGAAGAUCAGGGGGAGCACAAGUAUGACAUUUGGGAACAAGUGCCACUGAGCCAGCGCUUACUCUCAAAACAUCUUGUAGCCCAACUUGGCCCGGUUUGUUCAAACGUCGGAUAGCGUUAUUCAACGGUUAAAUCACGAUCCACCUUUGGUACAACUUGAACCAAGACUCUUCUCAAAACUCUUGAAUUUGUUUGCUUGUUUUAUACAGGUAAAAAUCUUUAAAGAUUGUGAACAGGGUCUCUUGUGUGAAUUGGUUCUUAAACUUCGACCCCAGAUAUUUUCACCCGGGGACUAUAUCUGUCGUUCUGGUGAAAUAGGUAAGAAGACAGUCAUUUGUUAAUUUUUACUGCCCAGAUUUACUGACAAGUGCGUUGCACACCUGGUCCCUAAUACAAAGCCAUAUUUGGAGUUUGUCGACUCUUUCGAUGGUAUAUGAAACUCCCCUUAAUUCUUAACUCUGUAAGGUGAAGCUGAGUUGAGGUAUCUUUUCCAUACCAUUUCACUAAUCAAGACUGUAAAGUAAUAUUCUUGUUUCUUGGUGGAUUCUCAUAAUCUUGUGAAUUGAUGGUUUUUCUUUAAAGGGCGAGAGAUGUACAUUAUCAACAAUGGAAGAGUCGAGGUGAGAAAAUGGUUGUCUUCAGCAACUCUUUCAGUGUCUUAAUCUUACGAAAGAGACAUGAAACAACUCCCUAAACAGAGUUAGGGGGAGCAAGGGUGGCGCAGUAGUGAGAGCACUCGCCUCCCAUCUAUGUGGCCUGGGUUCAAAUCCCGGCGUCGACACCAUAUGUGGGUUGAGUUUUUUGUUAAUUCUCUCCCUUGCUCCGAGAGGUUUUUCUCCGGGUACUCCGGUUUUCUGCUCUCCUUAGAAACCAACGCAUCCAAAUUCCAGUUCGAUUUGGAACGCGGACACGUUUCAACGAGUUCUCAUGAAGUCCUAAGUGCUCCGUGGGUAAACAAAUUACUACAAUUUAAAAAGGUUUUUUUUUUUUUGUGAAAAUUGUUUGUGAAUUUCUGUUGUGAUAACCUUUGAGGCCAAAGUUGAGCAUUUGACCUUUCAGUCAGUCCAUGUGGCUGGCCGGUAUCUACUUACCUGUUGUCAAUCAAAUGAUCACCUAAUCAAUCACUUGGACAGUCAAUCAAUCAGGCAGUCAACUGGUCAAUUAAUCAUUCAAUCAAUUUGUGUUUUAAUCACGUAAUGAUUUAUACUUAAUUAGACAAGCCCAAAAGUGGAGCUCCCGUUCACGAGAAAAACUACUAUAAUCACGGAAUACUUGAAGUGUUUCCAGUCUAAUUUGACUCCCCUUUUCUUUCAACUUUAGGUGGUUAUAACAGACUCUUCUACCAAUGAGGAAGUUGUCGUAGCAUCUCUAACGGAGGGAAACUAUUUCGGAGAAAUCAGUUUGCUGCGACUCGAUGAGGGAAAAAACAGGUAAACAUGCAUUCCACUUCUUAAGAUUGAUAUCAUCUGCAUCAAUCAUCUUUCAGUCUUCUUCCAGUUUGUCCAUCCGUGCCUCCUUUGUGUUUGUUGUGUCAUUUAUACCUAACUCUAACUGUUAAGCCCCGAUAUCCACAUACAAAUUCUCCAAACUGAUCUCCAUACAUUUCCUUAAAGAAUUAAAUGAGAGAAUUGAAUUACAGAUCCGGGCAUUUUCUCUUUGGUGAUCAUUUUGUUAAUUCUCAUAACUUUAUCUCUUGGCAAUAUAUGGAUAUCAUUUGGAGAAAAUUGGUGUUGGUCACCACUGGGACUUAAAGUUAAGAAGCCAGUCUCACUAUUCUGUGUUUUCUUUACAGGCGUUCUGCUGAUGUUCGGUCAGUAGGAUACUCGGAACUGUUAUGUCUAUCUCAAAAGGACUUGAUGGAGGUACUAUUUUUAGGCGCAAUAUUCAAUAUUUUUCAAAUAAACUAGUUCGUCCCGAUGCCGAUUUUUAACGUAGUAAAUGACGAAGCAUAAAGAACUAUUGCGUUUUGAGAUCUGCGAAUAAAUCCGCUAACUUGAAGCCAAUUGGUGUCUAUUAUUUUUAAUUUAGGCUUAAUGCAAUUUAAGCUAUCUGCCUGGUGUCGUUUACAGGGGAAGGAAGGUUGACCCAUUUUAGGAAUUAAAUGUCACUCUCUACUCAACUGUGUUAAUAAAUGGGCACGAUUUGUUUAUUAUUGUAGGCUUUAGAGGAGUAUCCUGACGCCAAAAAGGUUCUCGAAAGUCAAGGGCGUGACAGGUAAUUAGAGUGUUGAGUUGAUAUUGAUUUGUAUAAGGUAAGGCCGAGUGGUUUAUAUAAGUCAGACAAAGUGAACCGCACAAAAAAAACCCGGUGAAUUUAAGAUGAAGGAUAUAUGUAAUGAGAACUUUACGUGUAGAACAUUAGGUACUAGUGUGAGAGUUUUGUCAAGGUUUCAGAACGCAGAUUUUCUACUUUUUAAUUUGAAAAUUCUUUUUAAAUUGUAAGUGUUCCAACUGAGAUUAGACUGUUUUAGGAUCAAAACUAUGGUUAUUGAUGAAACACUUGACCAAAAUGGACAACAUUUAUCGAUUUGCGUUCACUUCGUUUUGAUUGGAAGCUACCAUAUAGAAAACAUUGCUUAGUCAGCUGCGUAUUAUUGUUUACUAUUUUCUCUUUUAGAUUACAGAGAACAAGAGCAGAAAGCAGUCUUUCAGUUCCCGGGCCUGGUGAAGCAAAUAAUGAAAAACUUCAUGAUUUGGAAUUUAAUUUUGGUAAGCUGCUGCUUCUGCUGCUUCUGCUGCUUGUUGUUUUAUGUUAGAUACUAAAUUGGAAGCCUGAAAGAGAAUACUCGUUCAUAUGCAGCGUACAGUUUCUGCUUUUCUUUGUUAACUUUCUGCAUUUCCACGAGGUAGGUUUGUUAUUUUCUGUGCUAAGUAUAUUAUAUAAUCAUAGCUACAAAUUAACUCCCUUUAAACGGAAAUCUCAUUAACAUCGAGAACUCCUUAAACUGAACAUCCUUAAUUCGUCCCUCCAGUUAUCAGAUUCCUUUUCCAUUGACUCUAUAAGGCGGGUACUUCUCUUAGACCGACACGUGGUAGUAGACCCACCAAGUGUCCGUCUAAGAGCGCGCUUUUCUUCUUCUUUUUUUCAUAGCAAGGGAAAUAAACUCCAUCAAAAAGCUCCUGGAGGAACUAAAAGAAAACAAACAAGAGGUAAGAUGCGUUCCUUUAAUAUAUCGCCAUCACAUUACUCGUUUCCUCAUAAUAUAUCUCAUUGGUUUGGAGUGUUCUAUCGCUAUAGCCUACGUGUAGCCGCACCCUCCCUCUCUCCAUUUUUACUUUGUCGUCGGGGGGAGGGUACGGCUUCACGUAGGCUACUAUUGCUUAUACCUGCUCUUUAGUUGAUUCACAGGAGUUCGCAAAUACUUCAAAUUUAGAGUCUUCACUGGCCCUCCUUUUAAAAGGAGGCAGCGUGGCCGAGUGGUCAGUGCGUCGGACGCGCAGUCUGGUGGUCCCGGGUUCGAGUCUAGCUCUUGCCACUUGCUGGAUUUGUUUUCGGUAGUGCCGAGUUCAAAUCCUCGGGCACGCUGAUAACUAGGAAAACUAGUUGCCCCCUGCCAGUUGAGGUUUUUAAUCCGGUUUGGAUUAUUUGUUUCCAAUAAGUAUUUGAGUGGAGUGCCUGUAAACUAGCUGGACAAGCUAAGUGCACUUUCCACUGUAAACAAAACUUAAACCCAGUCCUUUUGUAGUACAGAAGAAUUAUCUUUGAUUUCCGAGGAGGUAGCGUGACCGAGUGGUCAGGGCGUUGGACUUGAAAUCCGGAGGCCCUGAGUUCAAUUCCCGCCCUGGCCUCUAGCUGGUUUUGUUCUUGGUAGUCCCGAGUUCAAAUCCUCGAUCACGCUUGUAAAUUACCAACUGGUUUGCCUCCGGUCAGUUGGGAUUCUUAACCUUGUUAUGUUCAUUUGUUCGGCCCCUUACACAAGACAGUCAAAUCUCCAUGUGCGACCACCUCUCUUAAGCGACCACUUAUCCAAAACACCAAUAUUUCGCUGUCAAAGCCUCAUAGUGGGAACCUCCAGUAAAUGACCACCUCUCGUAAGCGAUGGUAACCUUUUUUAGGUUGACGGUUUUAGAAUUUUCAAUUGUGUUUAAUCUAAACCAAAUGCUUUUUUCGCCUUUCUUGUUGCCGUCGCCGUCUUCGUUGCUUAAGCUCCCUAAUAGUCCGUUUCAACUUCUGGUUUAUAUUUCCAGUGCUUAUAUUUGAGGGCACAAGUUCUUAGACAAGGGGAAGAGCUCUGCAGAAUUAGGCAACAGGUGGCUAUUCAAAAUAGACCUCCCAGUGGUGGUAGAAGAAAGAAUAAAUCAAGUGGUGAAUAUGUUAGACCCCUUUCCAACUAUGUCGCUAACUAAAAUCGUCGAUUCGAGCGCAGCCAUUUAAACUUUUGAAGAGUUCUCUUUGUGAGCUUUGUUCGAUCGCUCGUCUUCUUGCUUAAGCUAUUACUUGGUAAAUCCGAACUCAAGGAACAUUUAAGGAUUGCGGAAAAUGUUCCUGAUAUAUAUCUUGAAAGUGAUAUUGAUGGACUUUGUUAUCUGGGACCUCGAAGAAGAUCCUUGAAAGAUGACAAUAAUAACACUUAA
Molecule: messenger RNA, 13984 nt
Organism: Porites evermanni
Lineage: Eukaryota; Metazoa; Cnidaria; Anthozoa; Scleractinia; Poritidae
Source: the annotation of a GenBank genome assembly